Molecule: messenger RNA, 3972 nt
Organism: Danaus plexippus (monarch butterfly)
Lineage: Eukaryota; Metazoa; Arthropoda; Insecta; Lepidoptera; Nymphalidae
Exons: 17
Coding region: 661-2556 (631 amino acids)
Biological process (GO): regulation of transcription by RNA polymerase II
Cellular component (GO): nucleus
Molecular function (GO): protein binding
Source: RefSeq, a predicted model, not a curated record
UCCUAUAACCGGUGACGCUAACCGACUAGUUUGGAAUGUUCCGCUAUCGAGUUAGUGUUAUCCAUAACAGCGUGGUUUCCAAUUUAGCCGGUUGUCGCAUAGAAAAUUCUGACAGUUCGAAAUAGUCCGACAUCAGAAAUAAUGUUUUUAUUACAUUUUUUGAUAAAUAAUCAUCGCAGUCCGGCAACAACGGCCUUAUCGAUUUUUCUAUUAACCGCUACGUUAUAUUUAAUACAUUUCGGAAAGAGCCCCGUCUGCGAGUCUAGGCGCUUUCGAAAAACAUUUUACAACAAUUUUGUCGCGGCGGACGGACGUCGGCGAAGUUGUUGUAAAUUGGUAGUAAUUUAUUUCAUUACAGUGUUAUACAUGAUAUAAGUGGAAAUAUGGGUUAGUAUUGAGAGGAAACCGACUAUCGUUGUGUGGACGUAGACAGAGUUCCUUCUAUGAUGUCUAUAAUACUGUGUAACAUAAGUGAAUAGUGCGUAUUGUUUGAUAUAGUGACUAGUGCAUUCCGUUUGUGAAAGUAUACGUUGAAUUUUCUUUUUAUGUUCGAGAAUGCAGAUUGUAUGAAUAUAUGAGGAUUUAUUAAUGUUCCUAUAUACCUGUAAAUUUAACCACCGAAGCACAUUCCUAAAAGAAGAAUCCUAGUAGAGUAUUAAAAUGAUGCCUCAACAGUACUGUCUCAGAUGGAAACAUCACCACUCGAACGUGCAGAGCAUGUUCUCACAGCUGCUGGAGAAAGAGCGUUUCUGCGACGUAACUCUGUACUGCUCGCCGAGUUUCGCAACACAGAUACCGAAUAAAGACACAGUGGACCCUCAGAACAUACGCGGCGUGUCCCUCAGGGCUCACAGGGUUGUGUUAGCUGCGUGCUCGGAACUACUGGGGGCUCUGCUGGGGGCUCACGAGGCGCACGGGGAGCCCGUGUUGGUCAUCGAUGGCGCCGAGCCCAGACACCUCAGAGCUCUGCUGGACUACAUGUACACUGGCGAGAUGAACGUACACCAUUCCCAACUGGCUGGUCUCCUGAAGACCGCUGAGGAUCUCAGGAUCAAAGGUCUAACGGAUAUCCGGUGGAACAACAAGGACGAGCCACCUGACUGCUCAACAGGCGCUGUAACAACGGUCGUGGAUAAGAAGACGGACGCGGAGAAGAUAAUAAGACAGGAGAAGAACGCUUACGAUAUCAAGAUACAGGAUGUCAGGAGCACCAACAAGAAGAUGAAGAGAGAUAGAGACGCCAGAGAUGGGAGAGAUACGUCUGACGUAGAAAUUAGAGAUGAUGACGAUAAAGAGAAGGACAAGUACAGUUUAAAUGGCGGCCCACCACCCUUGAUAAAACUACCCACCAAGGAUAAAGUUCAUCCUAUAAAAAGGGAACAGUCUGAACCUGAGAGUCCCAGCCCCAAACGCCACAGAGCCACCAGCUGUGCUGACAACACGGAUGAAGAAAACCCGCAGAUAAAGAUAAAGACAGAAAGGGACCAAGAAUGGCGGCAUGGUAAUCUGGAUAUAACAGCGGAGCGUGUGGUCGGCUGGGGCGGCGGAGGGCUGGGGGCGGCGCCCUGGUCCAGGGACGGCAGCGACGACGAGUGGGACCCGCCAGCUGAUAUAGGAUCCUUCCUACACACUAAACUCAGAGUUGACGGAGACAACAGCGCUGACGAGGAGUCAGACGGCAGCGCCUGCGCGCCUCACGCCUCCUCUUCCUCGUCUACAGCGAGCACGGCGCACAUAGACUACGUUAAACCGAACAAAAGCAGUAAACAGGACCCUCGUUUUACGGACGUGGUUAAGCUGAACGACUACCUUCAACACGGCAGGAGACCUCAGUUCUGGGAGGAGAAUUACGUAAAGAGGGUGAUGGAGGCCGUGCGUCUCAAGGAGCUGGAGAUGAAGCAGGCGGCGGAGAUCCUCGGCGUCAGUUACGGCACGCUGUACGGGCGGUACAGGGACGUGUACGGCUGCAUCAACAGACCUUACAGGAUAGCUCAUCACGUUUGGCAGGCGAAGGGCCCGUCAGCCAUAAUGGAGCGUGUCCAGCGAGGUGACCUCUCGUUACAAACGGCGGCGCUGGCGCUGGGGGUCAACCCCGCUCACCUGGGUAGCUAUAUGGUGGAGGGGGGAGAUAAAGACUGGGAGGUGGAGUUGGAUCCGGCUGUGAAGGUGUCGCGCUCCGCCACCGCUACCACUAAUACUAAAACAAGGAAAAUUGAUAAGGUGCCUGGAAAGAAGCUGGGCGGCGUGGCGGAUGACGACCUAAUACCAGCAAACGUCACCCACGACGCCACAGCAGCGCACUCCGCCAACACAGGCAAGUGGCCGUCCAUCCGGCUGGCGAGCCUGGAGUCCCUCAGGUCCCCCCCGUCGCCCCCCAGCGGGCCCCCGUCCCCCUGCGCGCCCUCACUGCCCCCCGCGGUGCCCCCCCCAGGCCUCCCCGCCGGGCCCCCCGCCUGCGUAUCCGCCGGGGCCCCAGCAGGCCCCCCGCCCUCCCCCUCCCAGCUGAUGAGGACCCGCCCCGAUCUCACCAUCGUCGCCGCCAGGAAGGACUCGUGACGUCACUGAACGACGUCGCCCCGCGGCCUCGUAUUCGCUGUGACGUCACAGCGACGAUGACGUCACAGCCAGCAAGCUACCGCUCGUUCCGUUGUAUGUAUGUAUGUAUGUGUCUCGUUUAGUCCCCACUCGACCCGCACUCGGCCCGGCGCUCGUCCGGUGUCAGGACCAAAGAUUCUUUGGUGACAUGUCCCCUGCCCCCCCCCCGCGCGUCCGUCGCCGCUCGUGAGCGUGUACAUACGAUGACUUUAUAUAUGUCUGUAACAAAGAAUCUCUAGCCUACAUUUAUAUAGUUAUAAUGUAAAUAAUAUGAACGCCGCUCGUAUUUUGUAUGAGGCGUAACUGAAUGAUGAUUUUGAGACGGAAUUAUUUAAAUGGUGUCUAGGAUUAAAUCUCCAAGGUUAUUAUUGUUUUUGAUGAACCGAUGCGACCGGGGACCGGAUGUGACGUAACCGUUCCCGUUCCCGUUUCCGCUGGACAUCUCGUUCGUGUUUUUGAUAUUAUCUUAUGUGCGGGCGACUGCACGGUUGUUUAAGUUAGUACUGAAAAUAUAUAUAUAAAUAUAUGAUGAGGGGAGCCGGCGUAAUGUUUCAGUGUGUUCCUCUUGUGUUAGGUCCUAAGUAUUUUUAUUUUGCAUAAAUUUUUCAAUCAAAGGUCAAUGACCUGUGUAUACAAAAAAAAAAUAAUACUCGCCUUUCAUAGGAUACAGAUUUUUUUUUUUACUUACGUUUAUCAUUCAAUGGAUAUUAUCUUACGCAUAGUUCGGACGCAGAACUGAAAGUUUGAACGUAUGUUAUAUAAAUCUCGCGAGUUGAUAUUCGAUUGAAAUUUAAAAAAAAAAAAAAUAUUAAACCCACCCCAAAAAAUUUAUUAACUUACUAUAAGUUUUGUCCAAAAACCAAAUUGGAUGUUUUUUACCAAAUUAUUAUUAUUAUUAUUAUUAUUACUAUUAUUAUUUUUUAUAUAAUUUAUUUUGUUAAUAUAUUAAAUUAAUUUAUUGAUAGCUUGUUUGUAAAUGAGAAUAAAACAAUAUUUUUUUUUAUAUAACUUCCGUUUCGUCCAAAGACCAAAAUUAUAUUCUCGUUUGAAUUACGUCAUGUUAUUGUUAGAUUUUUGUUAGUAAGGACUCAUUAUUGUAAGUUACGUGGAGACCGGCGGUUUUGUUUACAAAUGUUAUACGGAAAUACUCUAGCCUUACCACCAGUGUGUAUUGCCAAACUCUACACCGACAGUUUGGAGUGAAAUAGCAUCACUGCGGAUGCUGUUGACUCGAAACUGUCCGUACCCAGUUUGGGGAUACCAACUCAUGCUAAGGUCGAAUUAUGUCAAACUCCUCAGUUGUUCAGAGUAUAUGUUCUUUCUCCGUCUCUGCCUGUAAUUAUCUGUUAGACAAAUAAAAAUGAUAUAAUCAGAUAA